This is a messenger RNA of Solanum stenotomum, 1057 nucleotides long. RefSeq lists its product as uncharacterized. The coding region runs from base 9 to 698 and encodes 229 amino acids. The record is from RefSeq and is a predicted model, not a curated record. The transcript has 4 exons. Gene Ontology annotation, molecular function: fatty acyl-CoA hydrolase activity. NCBI's taxonomy places the organism in Eukaryota, Viridiplantae, Streptophyta, Magnoliopsida, Solanales, Solanaceae.
AAGAUAGAAUGGGAGAAGAGAAUUCAAAGAGGAAGAGUUCAUACACCAAAGACACAAUCAUCUCGGAAGAAUUAUCUAAGGAGGACGUUGCUCUUGUUGAUAUCCUCUUCAUGCACGUGCUACAGGACGGUUACAACAUUCCACCUCAAUAUCAUGAUGUUAAGGACUUCUUCUCUCAAUUCAUUCGCAACUGCCUCAAGCUCCACAGUAUCCACCCUGGAAAAAUCUCCUGCAUUCUAUCUGUCAAACCUGCAAUCUUGAAUGCUUAUCGUACCUUGCAUGGAGGAGCAAUUGGAGCUGUCGCCGAGAGGGUGUCAAUUGCCUGUGCCAGAACUGUUGUAGGAAAGGAUAAGGAACUCUUUCUUGGAGAAUUGAGAAUGUCAUAUCUUUCUGCUGCUCCAUGCAAUAAUGUUUAUCGUACCAUGCAUGGAGGAGCAAUUGGAGCUGUCGCCGAGAGGGUGUCAAUUGCCUGUGCCAGAACUGUUGUAGGAAAGGACAAGGAACUCUUUCUUGUAGAAUUGAGAAUGUCAUAUCUUUCUGCUGCUCCAUGCAAUGCAGAGGUGGUCGUAGAUGGGUCGAUCAUUAAGAGUGGAAGGAACAUAACUGUAGUUGCAAUUGAUUUUCGGCUCAAGGACUCGAGGAAAUUGGUCUACACCUCUAAUGCCACAUUCUAUCACAUGCCUGUAGCAAGUUUAUGAACUUCAAUUCAACACAUUACGUAGAUACAUUUGCUAAACCCGUUCAGCAGCUCCAGCUCAUGUACAAUAGCAAAUCAUUGAUAUAAUCUCAAGACUCAUAUCUGUAAUCACCAAAUCAAUAUCUCGUAUUAUCUGAAAUGCCCUUAGUUGUCUUCUGUAUCUUCUUUGCAACUAAGCGUUGCUUGUUGGAAUACACAAUUGAACCAUGAAUUAUUGAAAGAGAACGAAGUGAAAAAUCAUGUACAUCAAUCUUGUAUAAGCUGUGUCCAAUGAAACUCAACUUUAACUGCAGUGCUGUAUUACUACUUAAUACUGUAACAAUGACAAUGAGAUGACACAGAUCUUUCGAAAAACAAAAA